Molecule: messenger RNA, 1836 nt
Organism: Scheffersomyces stipitis CBS 6054
Lineage: Eukaryota; Fungi; Ascomycota; Pichiomycetes; Serinales; Debaryomycetaceae
Product: protein-lysine N-methyltransferase
Exons: 1
Coding region: 1-1836 (611 amino acids)
Biological process (GO): peptidyl-lysine monomethylation
Cellular component (GO): nucleus
Molecular function (GO): protein-lysine N-methyltransferase activity
Source: RefSeq, a predicted model, not a curated record
AUGUCGACUUUAGGCAAGAUUGAUGAGCUUGUCAGCUGGAGCAAGUCAAAUGGAGCUCUUGUCAGUCAAAAUGUUUCGUUCAGGCAGAUUUCUCCUGGGAAUAUCGGCGCUUUCUAUGGAAGUAGCCAUGGAGAAGAUGCCAAACUUGAAGGAUAUCAAAUGAGAUUACCCGUAAAACUUGUAGUGACGCUUUGUGAUGCCAUUGAAUCCUUUCAGAAAGAUAGCGAGGGUGAUUUCAAAGAGAUUUCUAGACAGACUUCCAGUAUAAAUUCGUUAUUGAAGUUGUAUCUUGCACGUGAGAGAAGCAGCAAGUAUUUGACGUCUUCGUUCUAUAAGCCAUAUUUGCAAUUGCUUCCUACUUUGAAAGAUAUCAACUCGCCUUACUGUUGGACUGCUGAUGAUAAGGACCUCCUUAAGGGAACCAAUCUAGGAAACUCUCUCAAAGAGAAUAUAGGUCAAUUGGUAGAAGAAUGGUGGCAAGUUAUCAAUUUGUUACCAGAAUCCGUUGAAAAGCCAGAUGCCCAUUUUGUCAAUAUGAAGUUCUACUAUGAGUUCAAAUUCUACAAGGACGAAGACUUGUACAAUUAUUUUGUAGUUCAGAAUGAAAACGAUGCAGACAACUGGACCAGUUUUCCAAACUAUUUGUGGGCAUCGUUGAUUUUGAAAUCUCGGUCUUUUCCAGCCUAUUUGUUGAAGUCGGCAGUCGAUGCUGAUUUCAAACGUGAUGAGGCCAUGCUUUUGCCUCUUGUAGACUUGUUGAACCAUGACUCGAAGGCUAAUGUAAGCUGGUCUGUUGACGACAAGUGCUUCAACUUCAAGUCAGACUCUGUAGUACCCAAUGCCCAAUUGUAUAACAACUACGGUUUGAAGGGUAAUGAGGAACUAUUGCUAGCAUACGGCUUCUGCAUUGAGGAUAACGCAUCAGACUCUGUAGCUUUAAAAAUCAAAAUCCCUCAGCAUCUUAUGUCUGAAUUGCAAAAGAACAAUAUUAAGUUGCCAACUAUAGAAGACUAUACCACUUCUGUAGUUAGAAGUGAUAAUGAAAAAAAGGCCAAAGGGGAUGAAUAUGAGGAUGGUGUACUUUUUUUCAUCACAAACGACAACUUGCCAGAGAAUUUGCUCGAGGUAUUUCAGUUUUUGGUAAAGAAUAAAUGGGAAAACAACGGAAUAACAUUGAGAAUGAAAUUGGCCGGAUUGAACCAAUUACGCCAAGCUCUUGAAAGUAAGAACAACCUUUUGAACACCGAUAUUGUUCUGAAGAGUAACAAUGCUGCCACCAUUAAAACUUACAUCCAGUCGCAAAGAAAGAUAUACUUGGCCAAUAUCAAGAAAAUCAAGAGACUCGAGAAGGAACUAUUGUCUGACUCUGAAAAUAAACCUCAUCUCGUGACGUUAAAAAAUGUCUUCAAGAAAGACCAUAAGUUCCAACAGUCUCUCUUAGUGAGCUUGGGAGUGUCGUCGUAUGAUGAGAUUGUAAAUUCGCAGUUUCUGGAUCAAGCCUGGCUCUUGUAUUUGAUCAGAUGCUACAACCGCGACGAAUAUGUUAAUCCUAAUGAAAGUGACUCUCUCGGAGAUGAUGAUAACUACUUGCCCAAGUGGAUAAAAGACGCAUUUUUGCGUGUAGAAAAAGAAGAAGGUGAGCCUAGUGCUGCUGAGGUUGUACAAUACAAGGACUUGUAUCUUGGUUUGAUUCCACAGUUGGCUGAGAUUGUUCCUGAGAUCUACAACAGGGGUAAAUGGAGAGUUCAGGAACUUAUACGGAGUGCCAAGUUGUUGGAUACGAUUAGUUUUGUACGUGGCAAAGAGCAGGAGUGUAUUCUUGUAGAGACAGAAUGA